Molecule: messenger RNA, 1037 nt
Organism: Myotis lucifugus (little brown bat)
Lineage: Eukaryota; Metazoa; Chordata; Mammalia; Chiroptera; Vespertilionidae
Product: SH3 domain-binding glutamic acid-rich protein-like
Exons: 7
Coding region: 116-556 (146 amino acids)
Cellular component (GO): cytoplasm
Source: RefSeq, a predicted model, not a curated record
CAGAAGCCAUGACGAAAGCAGGAAAAAACAGCAAGAAGUGGUGGGCUUUCUGGAAGCUAAUAAAAUCGACUUUAAGGAAUUUGAUAUAGCCGGAGAUGAAGACAACAGGAAGUGGAUGAGAGAGAACGUCCCUGGAGAGAAAAAACCUCAAAACGGGAUCCCUUUGCCUCCCCAGAUCUUCAACGAAGAGCAGUAUUGUGGGGAUUUUGAUUCUUUCUUCUCUGCAAAAGAAGAGAAUAUUAUUUAUUCAUUCCUUGGCUUGGCUCCCCCUCCAGGCUCAAAGGCGACACAGCCGCCUGAGGAAGAACCGUCCCUGCCCAAUGGCGAGGUCGUGGGCGAGGCGCAGAGCCCCGCAGAGGGCACAGAGAAGGCCGGAGAAAGUGGAGAAAAUGAGGCACCGAAAGAGGACAAGGAAGAUGAGGGCGACCUCACCGAAGCCGGAGCGGAGAAGGCAGGAGAGGUAACGGAGGAGGGAGCAGAAGGGGACGCGGAGGGAGAGGAAGCUGAAAAAGGAGAAGAAGAAGCAGGAGAAGAAGAAGGAGGAGAAGAUUCUUAGGCCUUUUGUGCUUUAUUUCUUCAACGUUCCCAGAAAACCCAAGUCAUGAAGCAACACUUCAACUGUCUCGCCACAAACCAGACUCAACAAACGCUUUGGCCCGAAGCUAGCCCACCUCUCAGAACACCCGGGGCUCACCGAGGAAUUGGACUAUCUGACACAGUUCGGUGUACGUGGAUCCCUCUUCCUACCAUAUCAACAUGAAGUUCAUUGUCAAGACAACACGUGCAUACCUUCAUGGGCCUAACAUUUUGGGCCUUUGUUUAAUUUUCUCUCUUCUUUUUUUUUGCUCUGCAUGAGUAGACCUUCUUACUAAUACCCUGAAAAAAAAAUGAUUUCAAAAUAUAGAAUUCCUCUUUGUGCUAUGCCAAGAGUAAUUCUUUGUAUGGGCCUUCUGCUACUUGUCUCAGAAUUAGCUUUCGAAACGUAGCGCCUUCCAGAGAACAAGCAUACAAAUAAAGAUGAAUAGCAAAGACCUUGA